Manis pentadactyla (Chinese pangolin) is the source of this 4064-nucleotide messenger RNA. RefSeq names its product iron-sulfur cluster assembly factor IBA57 (gene IBA57). Gene Ontology annotation, cellular component: mitochondrial matrix. NCBI's taxonomy places the organism in Eukaryota, Metazoa, Chordata, Mammalia, Pholidota, Manidae. The transcript has 5 exons. Gene Ontology annotation, molecular function: protein binding. Bases 2274 to 3464 code for a protein of 396 amino acids. The record is from RefSeq and is a predicted model, not a curated record.
GGGGUGGGCACCCGAGGUUGUGACGUGGGCUCCCAGGACCCAGAACUCGGGGAAGAACACUUGGAGUGGGCACAGGGCCCGGCACCAGGAGGCCGACUACAGGCUGUCUCUGCGUGGCCGGCUGAUGCUGCGAUGUCCCGGUGCCCUCCCAAAUCUACCCAAUCCAGCGACACCGGGGCUCUGUUCUGUUUCGGUCGGUGUUGACGUCAUUGUGACCGUGCGCGGUGGCUGGGCCAUGCCUUCGGGACCGAUUCCCCAUGCCCUGGUGCAGGGUGCCUGGGCUCGUGUUCACCUACCUGCCUGAAGCCCCUAUUUCCUAUAUCUGCUCCUGCUCCCUCGUGGAGGGUACACUUCCAGAACACCUUUGACCUGCUGCAUCUCUGCAGAUGGUUCUACCUGGCAGCUUGGGGGCCACCUAGCCCCAGGCCGAAAAUAUCACUACUUUUGAGGUCUCGACCUGAUUGUGGUGCUGGCACUGGGGCUGUUUUUCCUUUGCAAGCCUUGGUCUUCAUGCUGACGUCCUGGGGCUCAGAUUGGCAUCUUGUCUGGGUUGGUACCCAGUUGGUGCUGUGACUCAGGAACAGGCCCAGUUGGAGGAUGGUCCUGGGCACAUCCAACCUACUGCUUGCUUUGUGGAAAUGCUGUCUCAGUCACCUAAUUGCACUCUUGUGGCUACGCUGCCUUCAGACAGCAGGGGUGUCAUGCCACUUGCUGUUCUGUUGCAGAGGGAAGUGAGUUCCCUGAGGUGACAUCCCCUGACCUGGUCUCCCUCAUGCAAUUCCAAGCCAGCGUCCUAGUUCUUCUCUUUGGGGAGAUGGCACCCCUGGGAGUCUGGCCCUGUGACCUCCCUUGCUUGCUCCCUGCCUUGUGUUUACUCCCUCUGUCUGGAAUUUGACAUUUUGGCCUCCCCACUUCUCAUUUCCUACCUGUGAGCUCCUCAGAGCACCUGCUCUCAUUUCCCCAGGCAGCACCUUCUCUCAGGUCCAACCUGGUUGUUUGGUCUCAAGUUGGACCUGGCCUUUGUGGAGCAGUGUUAGUUUAGAGCAUAACUGAGGGGAAGAUUAUGUGCUACAACGUCCCCAGCUGUCCACACCCCCAGGCAGUGCUUCUGUUCCAGCUGGUAGGCCCAGAAUCCACUGGACACGUUAGAGCUCGUCCCAUGAGCUGUGGCCUGUGGUUUCAGUAAGUGUCCAUUGCACUGUUUCACGGAAUAGUGUUACUGCCCUGCACACUGAACACACCCUUGGUAUCAUCUGGUCCCCCUCCCUCCUGUAUCCCUGACACCCUCCGUCUCUAGGGUCUUCACAGUCUCACUUUUGCCAUAACAUCAUGGCUGGAAUCCUACAGAGUGCACGUUUCUCUGAUUGGCUGCUUGUGCUUGGGGUCGUGUAGUAGGAUCCCUUGUCUUUUUACAGCUAAAUUAGCUUGGUUCCUUAGUGGGGAAACGUCCCCUUGUCUGGAUGUCCCAGUGUCUUUUCACCCACUUCCGGAGGAUGUCUGGGCUGCUUCCAGGUGCUGGCAGUAGUGAGCAGAGCCACUGUAAGAUGCAUGCGGGUUUCCAUGUGGGCCUGUCCCCUCCUCUGGGUGGGCACCAAGGAGUACAGCUGCCAGGUCAUCUGGUGAAAGUGUGUUUGACUUUGUAAGAAGUGGCCAGUGGCGCUGCAUCCCCACCAGCCAAGUGUGGGAGCCCCCUGCCCCAGUCAGGCAGCACAGUGACCAUGUGGGAUGUGGCCAUUCUCCAGGUUGUGGUGUGUUUCCUGGUUUGAUAGGCAUCUCCCUGAGGACACAGGACAGGAGUGCUUUCCUUGUGCCUGCUGCCAUCUGGAGGCCCUCUCAGGGAGGUAUCAAUUCAGGUUUUCAGCCAGGUUUUACUAGGGGCAGAGUUUAAGUGGUCUUGUGAUUCUGAAGGGCGUCCUUUGUCAGGGUGACUCCAAGCUUGCCUCCCAGUCUGCGGCCUACAUCUACUCCUCGAAGGCCUUUUCUUCUUGGACCGGGAAUAUUCCUGGGUCUCGGUCCUUGAAGUGGCUUUCCCUGUGGGGCCAGGCUCCCUCAAGGCUGUGUCUGUGCUCUCAGGGUGGCCUGUGGGGUUGGGACGGUUCCUCACCCCUUUGUGUGCAUUCGGGCAGUACCUUCCUCUCCAGGUCCCAGUGCCCUGGUGUGGACCUCCCAGCCUCGCUGAGCCUGUGCGGGUGGCAGAAAACUGGCAGGAGGGCAGUGGGUCCUGGCUUGCAUCUGCUCACCGUCUCCUGCUCCUUUGCAGACCCCCUGAUCCCAUGUGCCUACAUGUCCCCCACCCUCAGGCCUGGCCUCCCUGCAGGCUGCCCCUUCCCUGCCUCCCUCAGUGUUUUAGCACUGCCUGCCUGAUGCGAUCUUCCUGGGGUAGUCCUGCAGCAGCCUGCAGCCCCGGUGGGCACCCCAGUGCUUGGCAGGGCAUUCAGGGGCCUCAGACCCACCGGCCGCCUUGCACCAGCCAUGUCUGGAGAGACCAGUUAUGGAGUGAGGACACUGCUAACUGCGGGCAGCAGGGUUGGCUGAGGGAUCAGCCUGGGAUUGUGCUGCCACCACAUGCUGCAUCCAGGUGCUACCUGCUGGCUGGGCAAGCCACAGCCACCUGCCACCUCCCUCUGCCUGUGGCCGUGUUGGGGAUCCCCCAGGGACUCCGGGUCCAGCAAAUAAAAAUGCAAGAUGCCCAGGUUCGAGAAGCCAAGCCAACGUGCCAUAAAAUGCGGGUCCCCGCACCUUCCGACCAGGCACCCGCCUUCCUCCUGGAGUGUGACAGUGGUGUGCUGGGUGCACUGCAGAGCCACCUGGCGCUGUACAAAAUCCGGCGGGAGGUCACAGUGGAGUCGCACCCUGAGCUGCGCGUGUGGGCUGUGCUGCCUGAUGUACCGGAGGAGGCCAGUGGGGCUGCAGUGCUGCGGGAGCAGGUCCAGGGCACUGCCAUCCUCACGCGCGACCCGCGGACUGCCCGCAUGGGCUGGCGGCUCCUUGCCCAGGACGAGGGCCCUGCCCUGGUGCCCGGGGGCCGGCUUGGGGAUGUCCGGGAUUAUCACCAGCACCGGUACCGACACGGUGUUCCCGAGGGUGUCCGGGACCUACCACCGGGAGUAGCACUGCCCCUGGAGUCGAACCUGGCCUUCAUGAACGGCGUCAGCUUCACCAAAGGCUGCUACAUUGGCCAGGAGCUGACCGCGCGCACUCACCACAUGGGUGUGGUGCGCAAGCGCCUUUUCCCGGUGAAGCUUGCUGGACUACUCCCUGCCCAUAGCCUGGCCCCUGGCGCUGCAGUGUUCACGGAGUCAGGGCAGGCAGCUGGCAAGUACAGAGCGGGCCUUGGGGACGUGGGGUUGGCCCUGCUCCGCUCAGAGCAGGCCAGGGGCCCUCUCCACGUCAGAACCCCUGAGGGUGGCCGGGUGACCCUCACUGCAUUUGUGCCGGAUUGGUGGCCCAUGACCACCAAGUAGCCCUGGGUGCCCCGCACCCACAGGCCGCAGAGCAUCUAGGGUGCCCAGGAGGACCUCUGUUGAAAGGGGGCCCACUUGCCACUGUGCAGAGCCAAGCUCUGAGCAGGUUCUUGGAUGAGGUCACAAACGUAGGCCUGAGGGUCGUUCGCCCACCAUAAGGCCGGCCAUCCCGGGCCUUGUCCUCGAUCAGCCUACCGUGGCAGGCGGUCAGGAGGCUGCUCGGUCGGCAGGUGGGCAGGUGGGCUCCGGGAAUGCCACCACUGGCCCUGCGGGGGGUGCCUCAGUGACAUGAGCCUCACUCACCAUCCUCCAGUGCUGCUGUGUGCUCCACGCGGGCUCCACAGCUUGGGCCCCACGGAUCCCUUGUGAGUGUGGUGGGGAGAGGCAGGGCGGGUGCCCUGGACAGCGGCCCAGGGUGCGGACAGGGUCUUCUACUUGCUUUUUUGCUGCUGUUUCCAGAAGCAGCUACAUCCUUACAGGAAGAUGAUACCUCACUCCCUCUAACUGCUGGCUUCUGUCUCCCUGCUGCAUGGUGACUCUUGAGGGGACAGCUGUCCCCCUUGGUGCCCCAGUGCUAUUAAAGUGUGAACCACAAGUGGC